AUGGAUGAGGUUCGCCAACAAUAUAAGGAGAAGAACAGGACAACGAUGAACUACGUCUUCAGUAUAAUUCUCGGCACGGUUGCCCUAUCCUACGGCUCCGUCCCCAUGUACAAAAUGAUCUGCCAAACCACUGGCUGGGGCGGCCAACCCAUAAAGUCUGCAGCCCACGGCGACGACUCCCGCGACCCCUCCGAACGCCUCCGCCCAGUGGAAGACCACCCACGUAUCCGUAUAACCUUCAAUGGCUCCACAUCAGACGUUCUCCCGUGGAAGUUCGUACCACAGCAGCGUGAAGUUCGUGUUCUACCCGGCGAGACGGCCCUAGCCUUCUACACUGCGACCAAUACGUCGAAAGAGGAUAUCAUUGGCGUGGCUACUUACAGUGUGACUCCCGGCCAAGUGGCACCGUACUUUUCAAAGAUUCAGUGCUUUUGCUUUGAGGAGCAGAGGCUGAAUGCGGGGGAGACGGUGGACAUGCCCGUAUUCUUCUACAUCGAUCCCGAGUUUGCGAGUGACAUCAACAUGAAAGGCAUCGAGACGGUGACAUUGAGUUACACGUUCUUCAAGGCAAAGUACGAUUCAGAAGGGCAUUUGCGUCCGGUGGCGCAAUAG
Molecule: messenger RNA, 612 nt
Organism: Didymosphaeria variabile
Lineage: Eukaryota; Fungi; Ascomycota; Dothideomycetes; Pleosporales; Didymosphaeriaceae
Gene: COX11
Product: Cytochrome c oxidase assembly protein cox11, mitochondrial
Exons: 3
Coding region: 1-612 (203 amino acids)
Cellular component (GO): mitochondrial inner membrane
Molecular function (GO): copper ion binding
Source: RefSeq, a predicted model, not a curated record